AUGGGUAGAGGAGAGGAAUACCGCCUACCGGACUCUAUAUCGGGGAAGUGGACCGAUAUAAACAGGAAAUGCACAAACUUUCAAACCGUGUACCAACGCUUGUUUUCCGGAUGGAAAAGUGGAAGUAGCGAUGAAGACAUUACGCAACAGGCAUUGGUCGAGUAUACGGAGGCUAAUGGCCAUUUCCCGUACAUGAGGUGUUGGCAAAUCCUUCGCCAUAGCCCCAAAUGGGCCAUCGUAUCUACUCCAAGUGGUCGUUCGGGAAAUACACGGCCAUCAAAGAGGUCCAAAACAAACGAGUCGGGUGAACCCGAAACGCCAACCUCCGACGCUCGAAACACCGACUUGAACGAGGAUAUUUCGGAUGACGAGCCGGUGGAGGAGCUACCAAGACCGCCCGGAAGAAAAAGCCGGGCGAAAAAACCCGAGUCGUCGUCGAUGUCUAUGGGAACGGAUAUGAGUAACGCAUUUUCGGAGAUAAACAAGCGACUUCAAGACAUACACGAACUCGGUAAUAAACGUUUGGAGGAGAACCGCGAAGUUACGGAGAUUAUGCGGGAUAGACAAUGGGCUCACGACUUUGAGUUCUACUCGAAACCGCAUGACCACUUAACGGGAAAAGCUUUGAAAAUGGCGUUGGCACAAAAGGAGCGGAUUGAAAAAAAAUAUAACCUUUGA
This is a messenger RNA of Helianthus annuus (common sunflower), 678 nucleotides long. RefSeq lists its product as uncharacterized. Bases 1 to 678 code for a protein of 225 amino acids. The transcript has a single exon. The record is from RefSeq and is a predicted model, not a curated record. NCBI's taxonomy places the organism in Eukaryota, Viridiplantae, Streptophyta, Magnoliopsida, Asterales, Asteraceae.